Messenger RNA from Mercenaria mercenaria, 1974 nucleotides. Its product is annotated as toll-like receptor 4. Bases 226 to 1974 code for a protein of 582 amino acids. NCBI's taxonomy places the organism in Eukaryota, Metazoa, Mollusca, Bivalvia, Venerida, Veneridae. Gene Ontology annotation, biological process: signal transduction. The transcript is spliced from 2 exons. Gene Ontology annotation, molecular function: protein binding. The record is from RefSeq and is a predicted model, not a curated record.
GCACUUUUGAAAAAAAUAUUGUAAACUAUUGCAAAACUUUUAUAUCUAUAACUUGUUUUUGAUAUAUUUUUUUAUUUUAUUUUUAUUCCGCCAUUUGUUCUAAUUCGAUAACUGCAUAGUCAAUGCACUUGUUAAAUACUAGGGACAUUUUAUAUAUGUCAUCGAUAUCAUUCCAUUAGUCAUUUAUGUAUUCAUCUAUUGUUUAGGUUCGUUUUGGUGCUUCUUAUGGCUUUGGCAGAAAUUGCGAUGUGCGAUGGGGACGUCCUAGGAAAAUGCAAUUUAACUCGCCAUGCCAAUGAUAAAGUAUUAGAGUAUUAUGCUGACUGCAGUCAUUUAAACCUAACAGAUAUUCCCAGCAAUCUACCAACAAGUACAACCUGUUUGAAUAUGAUUGGAAACAAAGUAUCAGAAAUUAAUGGAAAAGCCUUGCAAAGGUACAAAUCGCUUAAGUGUUUGUCAUUAAGCAGAAACAGGAUAGACAGCAUACGCAGCAGGGAUUUUGCUGGUCUUUCCAAGUUGAAGAUGCUUGAUUUAAGUUUAAAUAAAAUAAGAUAUACAAAUAUAAGUGAGGAUGCAUUUAUUCCAUUGAAAACAUUAACAUUCUUAGAUAUAAAGCAGAGCCUGUCUAAUACCUGGAGGAACGAGAAGUAUCCUGACGCACUUAAUCAACUCCGCCAUCUUCAUACCUUGGUGAUCGAUGGACUUGGUACACAGACAUUGCCUUACAUGCCGAAUCUUAUUGAGUUGUAUAUGUCUGGAGAGUACGGUAGAUGUAACAUUCCAAAUAUCAAUGAAAAUUUCUUUGAAAAUAUUUUAGGAGUUCAAAAUGUAUUCAUGUCAAAAUGUUCGAUCAAGAAAAUAGAGUAUAACACUUUUAAGCCUCUUCGAAACAUAACAUCUCUAGACCUGUCAUGGAAUAUCAACCUUGGCAUUGAAUCUAUGCCAAAUAUUACCAGUGGAUUAAACGGAAGCAAAACAUUGAAAUGUUUGAACUUAAACACGUUGUAUGAUCACUCACAAUUCGGUUUUCGCUCAUCAGUAAGCAAAGACGAUGUUAUAUUUUUAUCAAACACAUCCAUUGAACUCUUAACAGUUGAAAAUAACAACAUUGUGCGCAUGGAUAUAGCCUCAGUAAUACAGUGGCCUAAGUCUAUUAAGUACCUCUCAGUUCAGCUUAAUAUGUUUUUGUAUGGUAACUAUACACCGUUUCUGAUAUUGAGUGGUACUGUGAACAAUAUAGUUUAUUUAGAUGUUAGUCGAAUGGCAGCUUCUAACCGACCUAUUUCCAUUCCCAGAUAUGAUGUUUCUAUGGAGAAGAAAUUUGAACAACGAUUGCAACCAAAUACAAACGAAACUUAUCAACCAGAAAUAACAGUUAGCAAUUUUCACUCUUUGUGUAUGUCUAUGUUCACUCGUAACCAAGUUAAGGACUAUUUUCAAGUAAUCGAAGACAAAUUAAAACAGCAUGAUAUCGGAACAGAAAACAAAUUAAUUGAUAAUGUACAAGCCCAUUCACCGAACAACAAACGGAUGGAUAAUACGAAAUACGGUAAUAAAGUUUUUGUCUCGUACGCUGAAGACGACCGGGAAUUUGUCCUCGAGAAAGCUAAAUUUGAAUUAGAAAAUAGGGGUCAAAUUUCCACAUUAACUGAGGAAGAUCCCCACUUCCACAAAGGUACCAGACUUAACCAAGUACAACAAGCGAUAGAAACUACGCGCAGAACACUGGUUAUUCUAACGAGAGCAUAUGUGAAAGAUCAUGCAUGUGUGCAUGAACUGAAUAUGGUCCUAGAGGAAGAAGCGUCAACUGGUAGAAACAUUAAUUGUGUAAUCCUGAAAGAGAAUGUUCAAUGUGAAGAUCUUCCUAACGAAAUAAUGAGACUUUUACGCAAGGAGAACCAUCUAGAAUAUCCAACCGAAGAAGGCGACUUACAGGAGUUUUGGGAGAGGUUACGGGAAACUCUUAGAGAAUAG